Tribolium castaneum (red flour beetle) is the source of this 6964-nucleotide messenger RNA. RefSeq lists its product as uncharacterized. The transcript is spliced from 6 exons. NCBI's taxonomy places the organism in Eukaryota, Metazoa, Arthropoda, Insecta, Coleoptera, Tenebrionidae. Bases 652 to 5775 code for a protein of 1707 amino acids. The record is from RefSeq and is a predicted model, not a curated record. Gene Ontology annotation, molecular function: protein binding.
UAAAACAGUGGAUUAUUUUGCUGUCGGCGACAUUUUGUUUAAAAGUGUUUUAAAGUUAUCAGGAAACAAUUUCACGUAAUUUUGAGAGUGGUUUUCUGAUCAAACAUCUUUUCUUAUUUCGGUCCUUUAUUUUGAUCUAGUAUAUAGUGGAAGUUGACAGUUUUCAAUUGAAAGUAGGAUGAAUGAAGUUGUUGAUAUAAUAAUAUAACAUCGAGGAGGAUCACACAAACCUCUCUACUGGAGAUUUUCAGAGAUGUUGGAGACACAGAUUGAAGAUGACGACCGUGCUUAGAGAUGAUAAUGAUUCUUGGUAUGGAAUUGAAAAAUCCAUGAAGAGGAGUUAAAUGUGCAAAGCCAGUAUUUUGUGCAAGCAGGGAAUUUAAGACUUGCUAUGGAUUAAGAUACUUGGAACGGUUCGGUUUCACCGAAGGAGCAAAUCCCUAAAGAUUUUUUAAUCGACUCUUGGUUGCGAAUGACGAAUCGAAGAUGGCUCUAUUUAUAUCUCCAGGUGUAAAAGUGUAAAAGCCUACAUUCAAUAAAAUCCACAUAAUUUAGAGUUAGUUACACGGGGAUGCAACUUUUAAGAUUGUUCCAAGGAGAUUAGAAGCAUUGCAACUCUACUGUGUACACAUAAUUGUCGACCAUACUAUAAUGCACAAGGACAGUGAUACGCAAAAAAAUAUUUCCCCGCAUUUCAAAAAGAGGUCUGGAACCACAGACAGGGGCAAAGACUACGAACACUUAUUUAUAGCAGAAGCAAGUUUAAAAUUACUCAAAGAUGCACAAGUUGAGGAUUUCUACAUAUCUUCAAAUGACGAAAAAUUUGGUUCAUUUGACGACGUGGUACUCGAAAUAAAACACCACAACAUACCUGACAUACAUACAUAUGCCCUCCAACUGAAGCACAAAAAGAACAACGUUUUAAAAAUUGAAGAUCUUACUGCAAAAAAGGGUAAUUUUAGUAUUAGCGAAUACUACAAGCAUACCAAACUGGAAGGUCCAGUUAAAACGAUUUUAUUUACUAACUGCAAACUUCAAAAAAACUCAAACGAAUUUCAAGUUAUUUUGAACGAAACGGUAACGGUUGAUGUGGUAAUUGAAACUUCUAAACCGGAAGAUUUAGUAAACACUGCGCCCAAUGGCCAGUGUUACAAAUUCAAAUCAGAUCCAAAGUAUGAGAAUUUUUUUGAAAACUUUUUCUUGUACGUUGGACAAUCAAGCUCGGAACACUUACGAACAAAAUGUCUCGACACAUUUCAACGCAUGUAUCAAUGUGAUGAAUCGGUGUUUAACGAAUAUCUCACGUUUUUAACCAACUGGAGUAUGAUUGAAGACAAGAAGGAAAAAUUAACCAAAUCGUGGAUUAAACGUGUGAUCGUCCACCAAGUGUUGUCGCCUUUCAUUAAACCUUUGUCAUUCCAAUUUUCAAACGUAGAAAAGAAACAAAAAAUGCUCCAAAAUGCCAUGUCAAAUUUUAAAGUAACAAUACUUGGUGAAGGAGGUUUUGACAAAGUGAGGAGACUCUGGCGAGAUGCUGCGCUUGAAGUGGACAUGAAGGAACUUAACAAAAUCUGCAGAAAAUAUUCAGUGGGGUCCAAAUACAUAGAAAAAAUUGAUGACUCAGUUGAGAUCAGCAAAUUAUUGUGGCUCAUGGAUAAGUGUCCUUUGGUGGUCGAAGGGGAUCCAAAAACAUUGCCAGCAAUUGAUUUAAGUGACCUUGGACGGUUUGUCAUCGUAAAUCCACAGAUGCAAUUGGCGGAAAGGCCUCAUUUUCAACAACUAUCUCAUUUAAAAAAUGAAGAACCGGUGAUAUUUGAAGACAUUGUAAACAACUUCACCUUUUCCCUGGAAGGCCAAAGGGAAACACUGUUGAAAGUCUUACUCCACCAAGACGAAGAGUUUGAAAAUAUUAUCACAACCGAUCACUUGGUGCAAAUGCUUGUUGGUCCUCUUGUAAUUGGUGAGGUCAAGGAAGUUUUGCCUUCUUACUACGUCGCAAGGACAAUGUCCCGAAUCAUGAUCAAGUUGCAAUAUUUGAGCGAAUUCCACGAAAACACAGUGGUUAUAAUUUCGCAGGUGCAAAAUCUCGAAAUGUUUAAAUCACGUUUCAAGCAACUUAAAAUUGUGGUGAUUGGGACCAAGGAAGAGUGUGGAGAUGGUAAUAAAGUCAUUUAUGUGUGUCAAGAGGAGUGUACUCAAGAAGCGUUCGAAGAAUUGUGCUCUCAAGGGGUAAACUGUCACCACUUUAGAUAUUUCAGCGAAGGUUUGGAGUGGAUUCGGAGCAAGAACGGUGUCGAGGAGCUGCGCAAUUUUCAAAUUAACGAUUAUAAAGACUUGACAGAGUCGGAAUUAUUUGACUCAUCAAGUAACCUAGUUAACGUCAUUUGUGAGAACCCUGGAAUGGGCAAAACAGUUCUGAUGAAAAGUCUGAAAAUUAACAGGAAAUGUUGGACAAUCAUGAUCUAUUCACGAAAUCAUGGUUCCUACUUCCGGAAAAAUGGGCCAGACGUUGAACACUUUCUAAACUAUAUUGUGGACGCCAACUGCAAACACUACACAACUUUUGAUAGAACAGUUUACAAAAAGUUGGCAAGGAGCAGAAAUUUCGAGUUGAUUUGGGACGGUCUGGAUGAAGUUUCUGACACCACCUUGAGGCAUAUCACAAGUGUUAUUCAUGGUAUCACGAAAAAAGGGCACAAACAGUGGAUUACGUCUCGCAACAAUUUGGUCCAAAGAUUGGAAAGGGAGUUUGGCGUUUUUUCCCGUUCAGUUCAUCAGUUCAAGGAGGAGGAACAAAAGAGUUAUAUUCGAGAUCGGUUAAGUUGUUCCGAAGAUGAGUUGUCUUCAAUUUUUGAAAAAAUCCAAUCAAACAUACAACUCUUCCCCAAAAACACCAUUCUAGGGAUACCGCUACAAAUCUAUAUGAUCACCGAACUAUUUUUCGAAAAUAUCGACAAGUACUUAGCCCUCUUGUCGCAAAUCUUCACGGUCGCAGACUUGUACGAACACUUUGUGCACAAAAUCAUUUACGAUAACUACAAGGAGAAGAAGGAUUUCAAUUUCGACAUUGACGCCAAUUGGGACGAAUUCGAAGAGAAGAAAAUAACAAUGUUGGAACAUUACCAAAGAAUUGCGCUUCAAGUGUAUUUCGAGGAUGAUCCACAAAUCCCUUUAAGCAAAGACGCUAUUGGUUUCAUUGUAAACGUUGGCGAUGGCAAUGGUCAAUUUUUGCACAACUCGUACGGCGAGUACUUUGCCGCGUUGUUUUUCACAAAGCGCGAAAAUUUUGCAAAAAUACCACCAGAAUUCUAUGUUGACGAAUGGUUUAACAACAUUCGAUUUUUUCGCGAUUUGAUAUUGGCUCAAAGUUGCAAAGCCCACAUUGCUGUCUUGUACAAAAACCCCCAGUUGUUGGAACAAUGCGCCCAAAACGAUAUUUUACAGAAAGAUGCAGCUGGGCGGAGCAGUUUCCAAGUUUCGUGCACUUGGAGUAAAAAGUACCCACGUUUGGAGACAAUGAAACGCUCCAACUAUUAUUUUAUUACUAAUACCGCCAUUUAUAACUUAAGCAAAGGCGAUUUCGAACAUUUUGACCCAAACGACAACUCCUUACCGUCAAAAUUCGACAAAAUAUGCGACCUGACAUUGCGAAAAAUUCUGUUACUGUUCCCGUUUAUGACACCGUUCUGGGAAAGUAUUUUUGACGAGUUCCACGUCCCUUCACUUCUGUACUAUGCAGUCAAAUUUGAUUACGACUUGGUUUUUAAGUCGUUUGACCAAAUUCCUUUUAUCAAAAUAUCGAAUUCCUCAACAACACUGUUAGAUUUUGCUAUAGAAUCACUAGCUUUCAAUUGCAUAACCCAUCUGAUGUCCAACCAAUUGUACAAAAGUCGUGUCUUUGAAGACGAAAAAUGUUCAUUCAAAAUUUGCAUCCUACAAUCAACUAAAUUGUUGAGAAUUUUCGAAAAUCAUGGAUGGGACAUAAACCAGUUGCACCGCGGAAUUGGGAUUUUGCAUUAUAUUUGUAACCAUGGUGGUGACUUAACACCAUUCAAUUUCUUGCUCCAAAAUGGAAUCCAAAUUAAUAAACCUGACGAAAACGGCAAGUUACCCAUUCAUUAUGCUUGUUUGAAAAACGACAUGUACUUAGUAGAAUUGUUGCUUAUGAAUGGUGCCAGAGGUGAUAUUCCAGACGAAAACGGUAAAACUGUCAUCAAUUAUGCCUGCAAAAGUGAAGAGUACGGUCCCUCAAUUUUAAAGUUAUUGUUCCAAAGUGGUUUAAAAAGUGACCAAAGUGUUCUAAUUGACGCCGUUUCACAUCACGGCAUUGAAAUUGUCAAAAUCCUUGUCGAUAAUGCCGAUAUUUCUGACGGAAAUCAGUUGUUACAUCAUGCCUGUAAGAACGAACGAAACGGUUACGAAAUCAUUAAAUUCCUGCUUGGUAAAGGUGUAAAAGUUGAUAAACCUGAUUCAGACGGCAAAUUGUUGAUUCACUUAAUCGCAGAGCGCGGUUGGGCCGAUUUGAUUCAAAAUGACAAUGUGAAUGUGUGUGACAACUGUGGUAAAAUGCCCAUUCACUAUGCCUGCAGUGGUGGGCAUUUUACCAUUGUCGAAGUGUUGAUUCAAAACGGCGCAACGGUGAAUGUGUGUGACAACUGUGGUAAAAUGCCCAUUCACUAUGCCUGCAGUGGUGGGCAUUUUACUAUUGUCGAAGCGUUGAUUCAAAACGGUGCAAAGGUAAAUGUGUGUGAUGAUCGGGGUAAAACGCCCAUUCAUUAUGCCUGCCAAAGUGAAUCAACCGAAAUCGUGGCGUUACUUAUUCAAAAUGGCGCUACUGUGAAUGCUGAAGAUGGGGAAGGCAUAUUACCAAUUUAUUCCUCAACACGGAGCGACAUUAUCAAGUUGCUUAUCCAAAAUGGGGCCAACGUGAAUAUGCCUUAUCCAGACGGAACAUUUUUAAUUCACUUUGCUGCUUUGAGGGGCUGGACAUCAGAUAUUGCAAUGUUUCUAAUUCAGCAAGGAACAGAUUUAAAUAUUUAUGACAAAUACAACCAAACGGCGUUACAUUAUGCUUGUCGUUACGGUCGUCUGGAAAUCACAAAUUUGUUGCUUCAAAAUGGCGCCAAAUUAACUUAUGAUGCAGAUGAUCAAACUCCAAUUCACUACGCUUGUAGGUUAGAUUCUUUUGAUGUUCUCGAGUUGUUUAUCCAAAGUGGUGCAAACAUAAAUAUUCCUGGCAAGUUUGGUAAAAUGCCCAUCCAUAUUGCCUCCGAAUUGGGAAAUAUCGAUAUAUUGAAGAAUUUGAUACAACACGGUUGUGAGAUCGAAAUCCAGGACAAUAAGGGGUUGUAUCCAAUUCAUUACGCUUGUCGCAAUCCAUUUAACGGGGACCAAGUUGUAAAAAUUUUGAUAUUAAACGAAGCAAAUGUGAAUGUGGUUGAUCAUGAUGGCAAAUUUCCAAUACAUUAUGCGUGUCAGAAUGAGGAUUAUGGGUACGAUAUUGUUCGAAUAAUUUUUUCGCGACAAGAUAUCAUUUCGUUAGAGGACUAUAAAACACUUUUCGAUUAUGUCUGCAAAAAUCGUUUGAACGGUUUUGAGAUUGGGAAAUUUUUGAUAAAGAUGUCUUGGCUGGGUGUUGUUAUGGCACUUGUCCAGAAAGGUGUCAAUAGAGAUAUUAUUGAUAGUAAGGGGAGAAGGCGUAUUGACUGUGUGCCCAAAGAUUCCCUGCAUUAUAAGGAGUUUCUGAGAGUGUUGCAAAACACUGAUCAGAUAUAGUUUAAAAAAUGCAGAUAUUAACUAGAGUUUAGUCCUAAAUUAGGUGGUAUUAACAUUUAAACUAGUCUGCAUUUGAACAGAAUUAGUAUAAAAAUAAUAUACAUAAUAGUACGGACUGUUUAUAAAAGAGGAUCUCAGGUUGUUCCGGAAUUUGAAUUUAAUUAUUUUAUUUCUAUGAAAUUUCUGAAAAGUACCUAUUUCUGUCUACUCAGGCAACCAGUGGAACCAACAUUUUCAUAUACUAACAUUGUUUGUCUUUUCUGGAAAGAAACAGCAAACUUUUAAUACCUACUACGAUCCUACAUUCUUUUAUAGACAGAUUGUAUAAGACUACACUACUGUACCUCAAUAAUUUAGUAAGGUACUCGUAUAUAUUCAACAAUUAUGUUUUAGCGAAAUCUUAUUUGCAAUGCAUGUUUUUUCUGUUUACGAUGUUAAAGUUAUCUUUUAUUACUUUAACUUAUCUAAUUUUCAGAAAAUAGUGUCUUGAAGGCAUAUUAAUUAAUUCUGUGCAAUAACUUAUCAUCAAAAAUACAAAUGAUUUCAAAAAAUUAUUCAGAUUAUUAUAUACUGGGCGACUAUUAAUGAUUGUGAUUCUUGACAAUCUUGACAACCAAAUUUAAAUGUCAAAAUUGUACCUAUAUAUAAGCUGUUUCAAAACUAUAAAAACGCCAACGUCGCAUUUUACUAUUUUUUUUUUCAAAUAAGGGUGAUGAAAUUGUAAAAUAGUUAUUAAUUAUUAGAUUUCUGAUUGAAAAUGUAAAUUACAUAAGCUAUUAUUUUUUUGAAGUACAUGAAUAAUUUAUAACAGCGGAUUUUGAGAGAAAAUGCGACGUUGGCAUUUUAAUAAUUUUGAAACAGGUAACAUAUUAAUUAUCAUUCACUUCCGACCUACGAUCGCCUACAUGGCAUAUAACAAGCUAGCAGGGAGGCCAAUAAUACAAUGUUGCCAAUAGAUUUUCCUUCAUAAUUAAAAGUCACCUGGUAUUUAAAAAGACCAAGGCUUAUUUAUUAUACUUGCUUCUUAUUUGUAUGAAGUACGAUAUUUUCCAUAAUUAUUAUAUGCAAGAAAGCUAUUCGAUAACAGCUCGGUAAAUCCUGCUUAGACUUUUGUCUUACUUUUUUAAUUUAUCUUUAAUGAAAUUUUUUACACUAACUUGUUUUAUGUUAAUAAACUUUAUAUAUUCUA